This is a messenger RNA of Anisakis simplex (herring worm), 1047 nucleotides long. Lineage: Eukaryota; Metazoa; Nematoda; Chromadorea; Rhabditida; Anisakidae. The record is from the annotation of a GenBank genome assembly.
AUUUUAGAGUGGUCGACAGACGCAAUAUUCGAGCGAUUGUUCCUCAAUAAUAUGGUUAGGAACAGCUUGAUUGUUUGUGCGCACACUCUACCGACUGUUAUCCAUGAAACAGACUCCAUAUGCGACAUUCCUGAUACUUCAUCAGCUUUUCUACGAGACUCAAAUGGUGUGUUUUCAGGAUCCGUGAGUGCACUUGUUUCGAUGGUUAAAUACUCGCCAACACAAGCAUAUUGCAUUAUCGCUGAGUUCGAACGAAAUUUAAGCGGUAAAUAUGUAACGGUCGAAGAGACAGACGAUCCACGAAGUUUAAAGAUUGCAAAAAUUAAAGAUAGUCCCGAAAAUUUGCGUGUUCUUCCAAUCUAUGUACAAGUGCACCACGUUCCAAAGAGUCGACUCCCUUUGGAACAUCUCACCGGACGACUCUCAGAAAGUAUCCUGGGACAAACGAAUUUGGAGCUGAAGAAGAAUGUCACUGUCGAUCUGAUGGAAGAUGCAGACUAUGAUGUAUGGCGUGAUCGUGCUGGCUUCAUUGUUACUGAUAAGCAACAAUUACGGCAAAUCACAGUCAAUGUCUAUGAAUUUCUUAAAACAUUACAACCAUCAAAAAAAAUAAAAGUGGUGCAAUUGGACGAGUCCUUAAGAGAUCUACUCCUGGAAUAUGAUCACUCGAUAUCAUCACUAAAUCGAGCCACAUUCUUGCAGUAUCUUUUCAAUGAUGCUACAACUGUAUUUGUCGCCGAAGAGCAGCAAAACAACAGUAGUAAUAAUGAUGAUCGUCAAAUUGUGGGAUAUAUGGUUGUAAAACGGGAUCGUAUUCUGGCACUUUACGCAGAUUCCACCGAUGUGGCACACACACUAGCUCAUCACUGGCUUCGAACAUCACGAUUUUUCAAGAUAACUUUGUGCUGUCGACAUCUCUGUUGGGAGGUUGAAGGAAAUGCCUCAACAGUAACGCAAACAAUUCAUCGUAGGCAUACACGUGCCGUACCGGGCAACAUCAGAUGGGAUCAUGUGUAUGCGAUCAAUAUUGGAAUGAAUAUUCUUUAA